AUGAUUGCUCAGAAACUUCCCCAAGACUAUGAAGAGAAGUUGAUCAAAUUUCAGCGCUAUGUCAUGGCUAAACGGAAGGAGCAUGACUUUGAUCUUAAAUACAUUGGUAAUGCAGACCAGACACCACUUACGGUCAACAGAAAUCUCAGAUUACAAUUGAAGAAGACUCGAAAGCUGCGAGGCCAUGUGAGUCACGGUCAUGGUCGCGUCGGAAAGCACAGAAAACAUCCUGGUGGUCGUGGUAAUGCUGGAGGACAGCAUCAUCACAGGAUCAACUUUGAUAAAUACCAUCCAGGCUACUUUGGUAAAGUAGGCAUGCGAUAUUUUCACAAGACAAUGAACAAGUACCAUAGACCAAGUGUUAACCUGGACAAGCUGUGGUCCCUUGUCAGUGAGCAGACUAGGCAGUACUACAAGGACAAGACAGAUGGCCCAGCACCAGUUAUCGACGUCGUUAGAGCUGUAAGUGUGUCAAAGAAAUUUUCAUAUUCUGCUCAUGAUAUCUGUGGUGUGUUUGCAGGAAAGCACAGAAAACAUCCUGGUGGUCGUGGUAAUGCUGGAGGACAGCAUCAUCACAGGAUCAACUUUGAUAAAUACCAUCCAGGCUACUUUGGUAAAGUAGGCAUGCGAUAUUUUCACAAGACAAUGAACAAGUACCAUAGACCAAGUGUUAACCUGGACAAGCUGUGGUCCCUUGUCAGUGAGCAGACUAGGCAGUACUACAAGGACAAGACAGAUGGCCCAGCACCAGUUAUCGACGUCGUUAGAGCUGGUUACUACAAGGUGCUUGGUAAAGGUCUUCUCCCUAAACAACCUGUGAUUGUGAAGGCUAAGUUUUUUAGUCGUAGAGCAGAGGAAAAAAUCAAGGAAGUUGGAGGGGCAUGUGUCCUGGUGGCGUAAACAAUGUUGCAACUGUACAAAAUAAUAAAAGUUGAAAGAAAAA
Orbicella faveolata is the source of this 943-nucleotide messenger RNA. RefSeq names its product large ribosomal subunit protein uL15-like. The record is from RefSeq and is a predicted model, not a curated record. Gene Ontology annotation, cellular component: ribosome; cytosolic large ribosomal subunit. Gene Ontology annotation, biological process: translation. NCBI's taxonomy places the organism in Eukaryota, Metazoa, Cnidaria, Anthozoa, Scleractinia, Merulinidae. Gene Ontology annotation, molecular function: structural constituent of ribosome.